Molecule: messenger RNA, 2682 nt
Organism: Pisolithus orientalis
Lineage: Eukaryota; Fungi; Basidiomycota; Agaricomycetes; Boletales; Pisolithaceae
Exons: 9
Coding region: 271-2580 (769 amino acids)
Molecular function (GO): metal ion binding
Source: RefSeq, a predicted model, not a curated record
CGACGACUGGAAAGAGCGCGCGACGGUCACUACCAACGGCAGCAGCGGUGCAGGAGGGUCGACUACUACUGCGCACCCAGGUUUGGAUUUGAGCGACUUUGGGUUGGGUGACAUUCCGGGUUCUCUUGUUUUUAUUGGACGAGCCACGUUUGACGAUGACACUCAGCAGGCCCGUCGACGUCGAGCUCGAUAUCGCCCCCAUCCCAAUCCUACUUCCCACAAGCCUUUCCGCCGUUCUAUGUUCCAUCCGUGCCCGGUCCAUACAAUGCCAUGCCAUACAGUGCGAUGUCAUGGUCGUCUCAACCCACUCCACUACCUCUCACCACGUACUCGACGCUAAACGGUGCAACUUCGACCUCUUCAUCCGCUUCUCAAGCGUCGACUUCUCAGCAGUCGUCAUCACCUGCUAACUCAACUCAAUCGCAGAUGAUGAUCGAUCCCGUUUUGACUACGAUGAGCGGAUCCGAAUCGGCCCAACACUACACUCAACCUUCCAGUCAUGAGAACCUUCAGCGAACGCAGCCCCAAGCAUCCCAGUCGCAGCAAACACAGCAACAACAGGCGCAGUACUCGUAUCAACAACCUACAUUAUCGAUCAAUCCCGCUUACGUUCUUCCACCGCACUUUUAUUCACCUCAGCAUCAACAACACCAAGUUCAAACCAACCUUUCCCCUCACGUCCUUCACACCCCGUCCACUCCACAAAGUGGAAUCCACUCGUCACCAUCGGCAGCAGCGUCAAGUUCAACCGCCAAUUCUGAAGCUAGGAGGAUCAAGCUUUCCAGUGACAUACGAUCACUUUUGCAGCCGAACUCAUUUUCUGGUGCUGGCGCAGUGUACUCGCUAGUGGGACGACUUGACGACUAUGGGUCUCAGGACGUGGACGCCGCGUUACGGUUGGAGAUAUUGACGAAGAUUAGAGAUAACGCGGGUAACCACUACUUUCGAGCAUGGUUGGACAAUCCGACUGCCAUGGAUAUCACCCGUGAAUGGCUGAAAGCUGGUCUUGUGGCUAAGAGCGACAACUUGUUAGUUGAAACUAUAAUGCCGUUGCUUCACAUCGUGGACAGAUUACCCUUGAAUGUCGAUGCUUUGAAAACUUCGAAACUGGGGAAGAUUAUUGUGAAGUUGGUAAAGGACCCACCAUUACCAGCUGUCAAGGACAUGGCGUCCAAUUUAGAACGCAAAUGGCGACAAUUAGUCGAGGCUGCAACGAAGCAGGUGGAGAAUAAUUCUACAGAGGACAACAAAGUGAAAAAACGAAAACUGAAUGAACCUCCCGCGGCCAAAGCGCCGCCUCCCACCAAGAAGGUCGCCGUUUCUUCGCCGUCAGCGCCGACGGCGAGGACGACUGUGGUGAAGAAAGAAACUAAACCUACUGUCCCGGCGUCCAAAGACUUCAGAUCUGAUUCCUCUUUUUUCUCUGCUCCAAAACCAAAACCGAAGCUUCCGAGCUUCAAAAAGGCACCUGCGCCCGUGAAGAAGGAACCAGAUCCCAACGUUGCCCAACCUUCAUCUAUUGAUCCUUUCCAAGAAGCGCUCAAGUCGAUGGGUAAAGCACGGAAAGAGUCUCCUGCAACACCCACUCCACCUCCUGCAGCCAGUACACCCACAUCAAAUUUCAUGACUACUUCUACUACUACUGGUAAGAUGAAGCGGAAGACGGUGACAUGGGCGCCUGAUGGCCAGCUGGAGUCGAUCCGGCUAAUCGAACGUGCUGUUUACGAUGGUGAUCCAGUAGAUGGUGUACAUACUGCUCACAGUCUUCGCGAUCUUGAUCGGGGCGAGGGUGCGGCAUUGCAUGCACAUCUGUUCGAAGAGCUCAUCGACUGGACGGACCCAAUACUAAUCGAUAUCCCAAUGGGUAGUGAAGUGGCGCAGCGUGGUCAACAAAGUUUCGAAAAGUCUGUACAAGAGGAGCGAGAGCAAACUGCCCUGGGAGCCCUGUAUAUGAAUGCGGCGCAAAUACCCGACAGUCCCGGAGAACCUUCGAUGACGAUCCUGGAAGAGGAGGUGGAUGCGGAUGUCAAGCUGAUGACCGUCGGUCCCGAAAGCGAUCAUAUCUUUUGGAGCGAGAUCCCUUCGACUCAGCAGGUAUCCGUUGCGGAUCUUGUAAGACAGCUUGCGGGUGGCACAGUUGACCAAGUUAUGGGGCUCCCUCCGCCGAACGGGUUGACUACUACUAUGCCAAUAGGUUUCGAUCCUAGUAUUCUAACGACGAUUCCGCCUGAGCAGAUGCAGCAAUUGAUGCAACAAGCCCAAGCCUUAUUCGGUCAGGGUGCACAGCCUCCUUCUAGUUUUGGCGGCAUGAUGGACCCGAGCUGGAACGUUCCCACUGCAAAUUCGAAUACGUAUGGAUCAUCCGACUUCGGACAACAUGAGUACUCUGACGAUACAAAUCAUACUAAUCGAGGCAGAGGGCGCGGUCGUGGUCGCGGCGGCGGCCGGGGAGGCCGCGGACGCAAUGGGGAUGACGGUGGAUCGUAUAGAAGUAGUAAACGAAAACCAUGCAGUUUUUUCGCAGAAGGAAGAUGCAAGUACGGUGAUCAAUGCGAUUUCAGCCACGAACCUAUCUAUUAGUCCACGUUCAACGCACGUGUAUACGAUACAGGGAAAACAUUCCCCCCUCUUUCUCUCCUACACUCAUCAUACAUAGUUUUUUUGUUACGGAUCUCCUUGUAG